AUGAGCAUGAAAUUGAUGUACUGGACAAAUCUCAAGUGGUGUGCAUGCCAUUCAGAAGGUGAAAAUAGCACGCUUACUACAUCAGUUUCUCUUCAUUUUCAACAGAAGGAUGCCCUAACCGUCCGACGUAUGGAGUCACCCUUCUCUCCGUCCAGUUGGCAAGACAAAGAUUUCCUUGCCCCUUGGCGUAGCACUCACCUUAACAAGAUGGCAGGCGACACACACAGUGUCAAUUUUGCGGACCAUUCCGGUGGCUUCAGACAGAGUUCUCCAGCUCCCUCCAUCUGCAGCAGUCGCAGUGUUGCUGGCAGCAGUACUGUUGGACGUCAUGGCAUAGGUCCCACUCCAACUGGGAGUUUGAUUGUCUUUCGAGUACACUCUGCUAUUACUGACGAUGCUCAAAGUUUGGUGGAAUUUCUGACCAUCCUACUGUCUGAGGGGAUAUUUGAAGAGGGGGAAAGGAGUUCGGUGAAUUUUCCAGAACCGGGAACAUCAAGUGUAACUAAAGCUCGCGUUAGUCGUGAUGGGACGGUGGAGUGUUCUCCUCGAGGUGACGCACCAACCUUUUGGAAACUUGGCUCCAGAAAUGAGGUUGAUCAGGAGAGAUUGACCUGA
Molecule: messenger RNA, 615 nt
Organism: Hydatigera taeniaeformis
Lineage: Eukaryota; Metazoa; Platyhelminthes; Cestoda; Cyclophyllidea; Taeniidae
Source: the annotation of a GenBank genome assembly